Messenger RNA from Macrosteles quadrilineatus (aster leafhopper), 6137 nucleotides. RefSeq names its product GPI inositol-deacylase-like. NCBI's taxonomy places the organism in Eukaryota, Metazoa, Arthropoda, Insecta, Hemiptera, Cicadellidae. The record is from RefSeq and is a predicted model, not a curated record. Gene Ontology annotation, cellular component: endoplasmic reticulum. Gene Ontology annotation, biological process: GPI anchor metabolic process; endoplasmic reticulum to Golgi vesicle-mediated transport. Gene Ontology annotation, molecular function: phosphatidylinositol deacylase activity. The coding region runs from base 78 to 3284 and encodes 1068 amino acids. The transcript has 18 exons.
UUUCCGCAUUUGUGUUUUUUGGCUAUUUAUUAGGUUUGAACAAAUUUUUAUCCAAACACGGAGAAAAUGGAUGUGACAUGACAUACAUGUAUGAAUAUCCUCAAUUCGUUAAAGUUAGCUUGCCACCAAAUGUGACUGUAGAGUACCGUCGCUAUGGACUCUAUGCUUACAGCGAAGGUCGACAGACGCAACAAGUGCGCAACAUGCAGUUCUCGGGAAUACCCGUCCUAUUUAUACCCGGACAGGGCGGAUCUCUCAAACAAGUCAGAUCGUUGGCGAGUGUUUCCCUCAGGAAGUCUCUCGGCUCAGACUUGCAGUUUCAUUUUGACUACUUCACUCUCGAUCUCAAUGAAGAGUACUCAGCCAUGUUUGGUGGUGUACUUCAGGAUCAGACGAGGUUCGCUGUCCACGCAGUCCAGAGGAUUCUCUCCCUGUAUCGUAAAGUGAGGCCGGAGUCGAUAGUUCUUGUGGGACAUUCCAUGGGAGGUAUGAUAGCGAAGGGGAUGUUUCUAGAGCCAGAUUUUCCAUCCCACGCUAUACGACUGGUGAUCACUCUCGCCACUCCUCACUCCCCCGUGCUGUUGACUGAUCCUUUGUUAAAACAAUACUAUGACAAAGUGUCUCCACAUUGGGCUAUCAGAAGUAACAACGUAACUGUAAUUUCUCUGGGAGGAGGAGUGAAAGACCUUGUUGUCAGAUCAGGAUUGACACUAACCGACCACGCAGAUAUCAGUGCCUUGACAACAGCUGUGUCAGAGGUGUGGAUGUCAGUGGAUCACUUGUGUAUUCUGUGGUGCAAACAGCUGGUACUGGUGCUGGUGAGGUCGUUGUUUGACUGUGUGGAUCUGCAAACACUGCAGAUAUCCCGGGAUCACCAGCACCGAGUUGACGUCUUCAAGUACCACUUGUUGGAGCGGUCGGCAGGCAAGAGAUUCCACGACUCUAUCCACCCAGCCCAAGUAACACUGCAGACACAACGGACAGAGUGGUACGAGCUGUCUCGUCCGCGGUGGCACGACAGUCGCUCGUACCUGCCUGUACCAUCACACAUCCUGCUGCAUCUACCCUCCAUACAGGACAUGUUGGCGGUGACAGUGUCAGGACACAAGGCUAGGGACUGGCUGUUCACAUGUAGUCAUCUGAGCAGUGCUGACGGCGGCCGCAGAUCUUGUGCUGUUGGAGAGAAUCUGUCAAGCCUGGGACGUAUUGCCCCGACCAAACAUCGCAAACACAAGGUGGCGCUAGUGAGCCUCCAAGACUUGAGGGUGCGAGGUCAGAACUAUGUGGUCAUCCGGCUACCCGCAUCAGACGAGCCGACAUCAGUUAGCUACGAUGUAUUUUCUACCAGAGAGCGAACCAUGUCAGUUAGCCUUCCCAAGUGGUUCGCUCCUCUGCAGACGACGGUGAUUGCAGAGACAACCAAGGAGGCAGUGUUUUACGUCCUGGAGCUGCCUCAGCUGGAGCGGCCGUGGCAGGCUUACCAACUGUCAAUCUCUGUCCUCAGCUGCUCCAGUGCUACCAACCUGAGUCACCAAGCAGUGGCUACACUCAGAAUACCAUGGAGUCAUCAGCACUACAGCGUUGUUUUGAAGAACAGUCCGCUGGCAAUAUUACCAAUCGUACUGCACACAGCAAGACCCUCUGAAUGGACUGGUGCAGACCCUUAUGUAACUUUGUUUCUUGACCCACAAUGCCAGUAUUCUAUAGGUGUUGACAGCUCGUUGGUAGACACUCUGGCCCAGAUAGUCCGUCUGUACUCCAGUCACAUUGUCGCCUAUGUGGCGGCCAUCUUGUUGUUGACCUUACAACAUCAGCUGCUGGUGUUGUCCACUCAGAACCAUUGUCUGUUGUUCCAUCAUGCUCUGUUGGAGGGAGCCAAGCCAUACUACAUACUGCCAGCGGUCAAGAUAGGUUCAACCCUUCUGGCACUUGUGCCUGAGCCUCUGAAGUCACUUCUGCCCUCUGCAGAUCUCACAACCCUGCAGCAGUCUGGACUGGACUUCAUGCUUCUUCCUUUGGUUCUGUAUGCUGUGGCCUUCUCCAUCACCUUCCUGGUGGGCCUGUUGGCCUACGCGGGCGUCGUCUGUAGCGGAUCCACCAUCAAUAAGUUUGCCCUAAAGUUUGUUGGCAAGUUGGCAGGGGUCAGUAGGACCUGGACGGAUUGGUUAAUGGCUGCUGUUGACAAAGUACCUUGUGUAGUUAGUGUCGCGAUGGUGGCAAUCCUUCUGACCUCGUGCGGAGGACUUGCAAUGGUCAUCGGGACAAUAUACUAUUUUAUGAGGGUAUGUGGAAUGUAUGAAGACUACAUAGAGCAGCUUUUCUUUGCACCGGUAAAAUACUUGAAAGACACUGUAAUGGCACGGUGGAAAGGCCAGCCUCGAACCAUGAUUGUGGACGACAUGAUCAGAGAGGCAGAAGAUCUGUUAUCGCUAAAGAACCUGACAGAGUUUAACUUCCAUUUGACCCUUGUUCUACUGUGGGGAACUGGAACGAUGGUCUACCUUCCUAGUGUUCUGGUGUGGGCCCACAACUUCAAAUACAACCCAGUACUGGACCCAGACCCAGCCACACUGUCUGUGCUCGUCUCCAGUGUCUGUAUAGCCUUAGUGUGGUCUGUGGACACUCCUGUGUGUUCUGAGAACAGCGGAGGAAUGUACAAACACAUGGCCAACCUCAUGUUCGUGUUGGCAACACUCACUCUGAUCUACUGCCCAAUCAGUCUGUACAACCUGCCCACAAUAAUUACAGCAGCUUUUGUAUGUCUCGCUCUGCAUCAGCUGUACGAAUGGACUUGCCAGCGGUUUAUUGGCAGCUCUGAUGAAACGUUGGCGACUACUGAAACCUUGGGGACUGAGGAGAGUGAAGACGAUCCUUCCAAACCAGCAAUCAAAGAUUCACCAGACUCUGAUGAUGAAACAGAAUCUGAUGAAUCGAGGAAAAACUCAACGUCUGAAAUAUCUAUGUCCUCUUAUGACGCAGUUUCACUUGCAGAGUUAAAAAUCAUUGCUAGAGAAAAGAAUGAGGAUGAAGAAAGUGAUGAAGGAGAGGAAAAUGAGGAAGAGUCAGAAAAUGAAGAUGAUGAAAAGGAUGACGAUGAUGAAAAGGUUGAGGGUGAUGAAAAAGAGGACAAUGAUGAAAAGGAAGAGGAAAGUGAAAAUGAACAUAACAAUGAACAAAAUUAUGAACAAGAGAAAAAAGACUUAAUGAACAAAAAGAAAGGAAAAUUUGAACAAAAUGUACUGAGAAAGCGCAAACAAAGGAAAGACGAAGAUGAUUCAGAAUAAGCUGUUUACCAAUGAAGUGAAGGAUUUGACACAUCUAGUCAAGUUAUUGCCUUAAAAUAAGGUAGAAAAGCAUUUAACAUACGAAUAGCUAGAGUCAAAUGGAGUAUAGACGUAUUCUUAUUGAAAGAAGGCGAUCGCUUUGAAAACCUGAUAUAUUACAGUUUUAUUUUUUUGUAUCAUUGACCAAGAAAUCGAUUUUACGAUUGCAAAGUAGGUUUUGGCAUAAUUAGAGUAGUAAGGGAGAAUUAUUUCAAAAUAUAAAUCACACUUAUAAAGGAAAGCAAAUAUGAUUUGCCAACAAUGUCUCAAAUCAUUAUAAAUGAAUAUUGUGAUUAACGGACAAUAGUCCGAGUUGAUAUUAUUAGUUGGUAGGAAAAUCACUUCAUAUAUUAUUUGAUCUAUCUUAUUCUUAAUAAAUUGGUAGGACCACCUAUUUUAUCACCGAAGUUUAGCUGUCAGUUUUAAUGCAGCAGUGAGUUAAACUUGAAUGCUAUAAUGUUUUGUAAGUUGUAUUAAUCAUGUAAUUUUCAAACUGAAGAAAUAUUAAAGAGUACUGAGAAAAAAAACCAUAGCAACACAGUAUGAACUUCCAUACUGAUUUUAGGUUAGCAACAGAAAAAAACUCACUUAAAUGCAAAAUAUGGUUUUCUUCCUUUGAAGUAUUAAAUUUCAUUUUUCUUAUGACAUGAAGUUUGCCUUUUCAAUUUGUUAAAAAUAACUGUAUGAAGAAAAAUUUUAAAGUAAUAAGGCGUUUUACAUUCAAAACUGUAUAUUUAGAUAGUUUUGGUUUUAUAUUUAAUUUGUAUAUGGUCCACUGUAACACUUAAGAUUGAUAUUGUUUCCUAGUAAUAUAUUUUUUUAACUACCAAUUCAUAUAAAAAUUUCUAUGUUUAUCGAAGUAUGUAAUUACUGUUAAAUACAUCCAUAUUUUACGAUCCGUCCUAGACAAAUACCAGUGUAAAACGGUUAAAGGCCUAUUAUAGAAAUCAUUGAAUUUAUAGUUUAAGUAGAUUCAAAACAUUGUUAAACAUUAUUUUUAUUUUGGUAAUUCUCACCCUAUUAAAAGAAAAUCGCCCUAAGAAAAUGGUAGCAACUUCUUGCUAAUAGUUGACCAUGAGUCUCAUCUUUGUGAUAAGAGUAUAUAUUAUCAUUGACGAAAGCCAAUGAUAUUAUGUUUUUUUUUUCUUUUUAUAUGUUACACCUUUGAUUAAAAUAGCAAUGCACAAUGCAUUGAGUGUUGUAAGUUGCUAUUAAAAAACUAUAGAUUUGCAAGAUUGGUACCGAACAAUAAAAUUUCAACUCUACUUGGUUGAACUUAAAAAGUUAAAACUUCGUUUGACUUUAUGUGUUUUUUAACUCUACUUACAAUACUUUGUUACCUGUUUGCGAGUGGUAGUUUUAGUACAUUAUGUUUUUUACGACUGCUUUUGUUUGUGUGUUCUUCCUAUUUUUUUUUUUUUUUAAUUAAUACCAAUAAGUCCACUUAGCUUUACCUUGACGCGACGUCUAAAAAGCCUCAAAUUAGGAUUAGAAUUACACCUGUAGAUACAUUUGAACAAUAUUUAAUGGAACAGAUAAGGUUUGGUGCGGAAAACUGUGAUAGUGUCUAGGCAAAGUCAGUAUUAUUUUUGAAAUCUCACAAGCACUGUAGAUAGGCACAGCUCAAAAGUUAUGAUAGAUAGGGUAGAAAAGAGUUAACUUACUUGAAAAUGGCUCAGUUUAAAAAUAUUAUUCUUUAAAUUGGAGUUAAGCUCAUAAUUAUUAAGUUUAACCAUUCAUAAUAUUGCUUUUUAGUUUUUAUUUAGAAAUUAUUUUAAGCUUUGCUUAAAACUAACCAAAUGUUAAGGCCUUUACAUCAGAUCAAAGUUUGUUUGAUUAGUUUUAUUAGAUUUAAGACUUUUUUGUUUCAUUUGUGGGUUCUUUAGAAUCCUCCUGUCAGUGUAGUUAUCAUAUUAAAUCACCUAAACUAUAUUUAAAAUGUAUUCAAUUUUUACUAAUUUUUAUUUGUAUACAAAUUGUAUAGGUUUUUGUCAGCAAUUUUUUUUCUGGAAUUUCUCCAGUUUUCAGUUAUUUAUUUUUUAUUUCAGAGAUAUUAUAUUGUAUUUUGUGUUUUCUUGUUUUAAUUUCAUUAAGAUUGUGUUAUGCAUUUUUUUAAUCCUUACCUUAACCCCUUCUUAUCCAAGUAUCAACAUCAACUGUGGUUAUAUAAGUAAAUAUUAAAUACCAAGAGUAUUAAUGUAUUGUUAAAUUGUAUUUCUUUGUUAUAAACUAAAUCUGGUAAAUCCAAGCAUCGUUUUGUGUGGUGUUUUGGGGAAAUUGCCAAAUUGAUAGGCUCCGUAAAUUUUUAAUGAGUACAAGAAAAAUAACUAUGGUCAUAGACAAGAGACAAUAUCCUACAUUUGUUAUUUAAAAGACCUAAUUUAAAAAAUGAAACUCUUAGGUUUUGUAAUUUGUUAACACAAUUUUAAUUUUGGAGUGUAAUAGGCUAGCCCUGAUGGUGCUGUAGACAAAAUGAUAAAAGUAAUUAAGUUGAGCCGAUAAAAAAGAUAUCCUCCAAAUUUGAUAGGGGUGUUUUACCAUUGAGAUUCCAGAUUCCUAUAAUUGUGAUGUCGGUAAUUUCAACCCUACAUCAGUAUCAGUAAUCUACUUUUUACUUAUUAGACUGAGCAAACCAGGUUAAGAAGGUGUUUAAGAGUAAGAUCGUUCCUACAUUAGAUCAAAGUUGAACAAACAAAUUUGAUGGGUCAAUUUGUUUAAUGUGACUACUUGUGUGUUAUGGUAUUUUUGUUUGUUUGUUUGCUAACGACAACAUCUUUAGAUGUGUAAGAAAUAAAAUAAAUUAUAUUUAUUUCA